CGUCUCGAGUUUAGUACCGCUGCCGUAGAGGCUUCACGUACGCGCAUAGGUUUCCGUGCGCGUUUGACAGCGACACCACCGCCGCCGCCGCCGCCGCCGCAGACGUAGCGCGCGCGCGCCCGAUUCGUUUUGUACCCUCCGAGAGCAGUUUUUUUUUCUUUCUCCCGUAUUAUCAUCGGCGCUUCUCCCGUCCCGCGUCGCCGCCGCUGCCGAGAAGGAUAUUUUUGAUUUUCGCGAGAUCCGUCGUCGUAUUUUCGGCGCGCGCGCGCGUAGUUAUCCGUGUUCGACAUAAUAAUACACAUUAUUAUCGUUAUUAUGUCGUAAACAAACAAUUGAUAUUAUGUAAAUCCGACGUCGUCGUCGUCGUUUUUUAUAUUAAUUCGAAAAUCGUAUUUCGGUCUCUCGGCCGACAGUCGCGGCUAUCAAUAAUUACGCGUAAUCAACGCGAUUGUUGUUGCCUGCCGCCCGCCGUACGUGCCAACCGUAUCGCCACCGCUACACGGAUCGUCGUCGUCGUCAAUCGGUAUGCCGUCGGUACGGGGUUGCUGCGACCGGACAGCGGCGGACCAACGUCUCGUCGUCAUCGGCGACGGCUGCCCGCCCGACCGACAACGAUCGUAGGUUCUUCGCGACGUCCACAUCGGAUUUGGAGAGAUGAAAAAUUGCGGACAGACAUACCCUAAAAUAAACCCAUUGAUGAAUCCGCACGACAACAUGGACCUAGUCAACUGCCAUUCCAAUAUCUCAGUCAAUGUUAAUAACAACAAUAACCAAACUACAGUUAAAAAAUUGCCAAAGAAACGAAAAUUUGAUUUAUCUCAACUUGAAGAAUGUGAUCCUGUGUCUGAUCCACUUUUACCUGUUCAAAAACAAUGCAACACCAGUUGUGUAGCCAGUGUUGUCGUUGUACCACCUCAGUCUAUGGCUGUUGAUUAUUCUAGACUUGAUGGAUUUGACCGACCUAACUAUGCUGAUGUGCCAGUAAUUGUUGAAGAUCAUUCUGAACAAAAUGAGGAGGCUACAUAUACAAAUGGACAUGAUGAAACACCAAGACUUGGUGUUGACUUACAAGAAUGGACUGAUCAUAGAGUAUUGGCUAAAAAAGAUGGCGUUUAUUUGCCAGGUCUCAUUAGACAAGCAACAUCAAAUGGUGAUGUAUGGAUAGAAUUUGACUAUUCAGAUGAAGGACAACGAUAUGUUUCAUUUAAAGACGUUAUAAAUGCUAGCAAAUAUGAUGUUAUCAGUGAUGCCAGUCCAUCUUUAAGUCAAGUUAAUAUUGGUGCAAGGGUAUGUGUUCGAAUUGCUGGUUCUCAACCAGACGAAGGACAUUUGGCUCCACGAGUAUUUAUUGAAGGUGUUGUACAAAAAAUAAUUACUAGCCCUGUAAGAUUUGUUGUAAGUGUUGUAUCUGGUAACAAUGAAGAAUAUGUGGUGAAAAGAGCAGAUCUUCGCUUACUGUUACCACCAUGGUGGGAUGAACUUGAACAUGAUGUACCCAAUGGUCAUAUUCCAUUAAUACGAGAACCUACACCACCUAUCACUAAUGAGCCAGCCAAUUAUUAUCAAACUUCAGUAUCUUCUCCUUUACAACCUAUAAAUAAUCGCCAUUUUGAUGAUUUCUGUGAAAGUGAUGAUGAUCUCCGGCGAGAAGACAUAUUAUUUAUGUCAGAUGCUGAUGCUGGUAAAUUAUCAGGAAGUAGUAAAAGGAGUAGUAUGCAAAGCAGAGGUAGUACAUGUAGUAUAUUAGAUCAUGGAGGUAGCACCACACCUAGAUCUACUCCAGUUACCCCAAGAUCUCAGAUCACAUCCCCUCAUAAGUAUAAGAAAGGAGAUAUUGUAACAACACCAAGUGGAAUAAGAAAAAAGUUUAAUGGAAAACAAUGGCGACGAUUAUGUUCAAAAGAAGGUUGCUCAAAAGAGUCCCAAAGAAGAGGAUACUGUUCUCGACACUUAAGUUUAAAAGGCAGUAGUUUAAGAUCUUGUGCUUCAAGUAGUACGAGUUUUACACGAGGAAAUCGAAGUACCAUAGAUGGAGAUGAGACUUCACGGGAAUCUCAAACUUCUCCUAGUUUUUCUGAACGACGAUUGGCUGGCCGCUUUGACCCAGAUGAAACGGAAGCUGCCAACAUGCUUGGUAUACAACUUUCAUUAGGAAGUUCAAGAUCUGGAACGCCAUUAUAUUCUUCCCCUUGUCCAUUAGGUGGUAAUAAUAACACACAAUCACCACUUACAGUUGGAUCCCGUCAAAAUAUGUUCCUACCCAUUAUUUUGCCAGCAAAUCAAAAUUAUCCUUCCACAACACCUACUGGACUAGCUACUCCACCUGCCAUAAACAAUAAUUCUACUAACCAAUUUAGGCAGCAACAACAACUCGUAAAGCCAGAAUUGUUGAGACCAAAAACACAACAUGGCUUACAUGAGUCAAUGCCAACUUCAAGUCAAACUAGUGUUAUCAGAAUUUCACCUCAUACCAUACAACCUAAAUCGAGUAUUGUGAAUUCUCAAUCACAAAUAUGUUGGAGAGGAAUCUUAUCUUCACCUCAACAACAAACUAAACACACAAAUCAACCUGCAACUCAGUGGCAAGUAGAAAGACAUCCAAGUGUUGUAGUUUCAUCUCAACAACAUGGUCAUAUAUUAGAAAAAGCAUUAACCACCGUUGAAAUGAAUACAGCUAGUGAUGCAUACGGUCGAAUUUGUGAAAACAAUGAAGUUUAUAAUAGAGACAAUAAUAAUAUUGUUUUUCAAGAAUCUGUGAUAAAGAAAGAACCUGCUGUCAAUAAUGUUUCGUUUACACAACAUUUAUUACAUACUACUGGAUAUCAUCAACAAAGAGUUCAAAACAUUCCAAACGUAAUCACAACACCUUCUGUAGUAACAAAACAUAAUUACACCACUCUUCAGAAUGAAUAUCAGGAUUAUCAAAAUAAAAACUCAGUACUUCAACAAGUAAUUGUUCAUCCUACUGAAUUAUUACCUGUAUUACCCAUUGUGGAUGAAAGAAAAGAAGAUCCACCUGAACCUAACCCCACAUUGACAAACAAUGAAAAUGGAAAUUUAACUGUUUAUUCUUGGGAUACAUUAUUGCCAAUACUAAAUUCAGAAGAAGUAGUCCAACCGAAUAUUACUUCAAUACCAAAAUCUCUAUCUCCCCCCUUAUCAGCUCCACCUAUUUUAACUCCACCACCAGCUGAGUCUCCUGAUGUUGACGAUGAUGAUGUGUUUGAGCAAGAACCUUGUGACACUGAUGAUCAAAAUCCUAAUACUGCAGCUGGCAAACGUAGAACCCAAUCUCUUAGUGCUUUACAAAACACUAAAGAACCACAAAGUCCACUAACAAAAGCUAAAGAUCGUAUACGACGACCUAUGAAUGCAUUUAUGAUAUUUAGUAAAAGACAUAGAGCUUUGGUUCAUCAACGACACCCAAAUCAAGAUAAUAGAACAGUAUCAAAGAUUCUUGGAGAAUGGUGGUAUGCAUUAGAUCCAGAUCAAAAACAAAAGUAUCAUGAAUUAGCUUCUGAAGUUAAAGAAGCACAUUUUAAAGCACAUCCAGAGUGGAAGUGGUGUAGCAAAGAUAGAAGAAAGUCAAGUGGUAGCGGUCGAUCUAAGUUAGGAUCUACUGAUGAACAUACUCCAUUAGAUCAUGAUCCUAUGGUUGAAGUAACUAUAGAAAUGGCUGAUGAACAAAAAGUUCAAGAAAAAAAAGACGCUGAUGUUGAAAUGAAAAAUGAUUCAGAAGAUGAACAAAUGGUUGUUGUUGAAAGUUCUGAAAUUGAUUUAAAAUGUAAAGAAAAAGUAACAGAUUCUGAUACUGAAUCUCAAAGUGAUGCUGAACCAUUACAUGACAAUAAAACAUUUCCUCAACAACGGUUUAGUCCUGUUAAAUCAACUAGUUCAAGUGAAGUGACUUGUCGACCAAAACCUAUAAAAGCUAGAUUGGUAUCUACAGGAUCAUCAGAUUCAAAGUAUCAACCAAAAACAGUUAAUUCAAGAGAACCAACUACUCCAAUUGUGUAUCCAUAUCAUUCCCCUAUUAAUCCUGUAGGAGUUUCUCCUUUUCAACCUACUGGUGGUGCAUUCAAGUUAAUGCCAGCUUCACCAAAAAUCAAAAAUCCUUCUGAUCAAUUUCCUCAACAAACAACUGAAUCUACUGCAUGGACAUCGUCUGGAUCCGAAACUUGGAAUCAAACAAAAUUGAUAAAUACGAAUGCUUGGGCAGCAUCAACUGCUGAAUGGAACAAUAAUAAACCAACUACUACAACAACUGUUAACUCAAAAAUUGUUGUAACACCCUUAUCACAACAGAAUAUAUUUCAUUAUACAUCUUCACCAAACAAAGAAACUGAACAAAAACCUACAUGUUCUGUUAGACAAGUAAUAGGCGGUCGACCUGUAUUGAUACAAACUGCUGCUAAACAGUCAUCAGGGUUUCAACAACAAUCAGUAACAUUGGCAUUUUUGAAUUCUGGUGACUCAUCUACUUCUUUAGUUACUAAUUUAUUAGUAGCCAAAGGUAAUGAUAAUGGGAAUCCAUCAACAAGAAAUAAUGAAACAACCACUGUACAAUAUUUGAUACCCAGUCGAUUACCAAACAUAUAUUUGCCACAACAAACAUUUACAAAUACAUCAUUGAAUCAACCACAGCCUGUGAAAACAACACAAGCUUCUACUGUUAUUGUCAGUACUCAAAAUAAUCCAUUAGUCAUUAAUACAAAUGAAACUGGGACUACCAUAAAGAAUACCAAUACCACAGAAAAACGAGAUCCAGAUAUUGUAAUAAGAGCUGAUAAUGAUGAAAAUCUAAUGUCUUUUGAGAAGUCACAGUAUGCAGAUUCUAAAGAAAAUAGUUCACCAAUAAUAUUUGAUUUUAAAGAUGACAAUUCUAAGGAGGAAACAUCAAAAAAUGAAAUAGAAGAAAAACCAUUUGUUCUUGCUCCCACUCCAGCACAAUUAGGCAAAGCUCCUUUACAAAGAAGACAAUCUAUGGUAUCUUCAAGUCAAGAUUCGUUGCCAAAUUCAUUACCUGAUAAAGAUUCUGAUUUGGUAGAAGAUGCAACUGAUGAAAUUCCAGUGUCACCAUCAGCUAAGCGAAGCUUUUUCAAAAAAAAUAUUGAAGACGGUAUGGACCGUGUUUUAGAACAAGUUAACUUUGAAAUGAAGUUUUCCUCGUUACCACAAUUCAAACCAGAUGAAUGUAAUUCACCAAGUGCAAUAUCAGUACCGUCCAGUCCCCAUGUAUUCAAUGCUCAAACAUUCCGCAAAAAGCAAUUACCUGAUUGUGACACUCAGGCGGAAACUCCUAAAUCAUCUGGGAAACUUGUUGGAAAUACAUUCUUUGGUCCAGAUUUUAAUCCAGAAGCAUAUAGAGGAGUAUUAGAACAAGAAGAUACAGUGGCAGCUUCACCCAGGACACCUAAAACACCUAGUGGGCGAAAUGAUAGUUCUGCUGCAGAAAAGGGACACCGAAAAAUGUUGGAGCAAAGAAGACAAUUAGUUAUGACUCUAUUUCAAGAACAAGGCAUGUUUCCUUCUACUCAAUCAACUUCAGUAUUUCAGGCUAACCACUCAGAUAUUUUCCCUAAUAAAUCAUCGUUGCAACUCAAAAUACGAGAGGUGCGUCAAAAGCUUAUGGCACACAAUACAUUGACUCCAAGUAGUGCAAGUGCUUUAAAUAGCCCUAGUGAAUCUUCUACGACCAAUACUCCAAGUAAGAAUUUACGUUUCCACAAGGAGCUCUUGUACUAGACUGAAUUUCAACAAAAAUAUCUAGAACAGUAACUACUAAUGAGAUUCUUCGACAUUGCCACCUUCUCAACAGACUCAUAGUGUUAUGACAUCCAGCUAACAACAUUAAAUCAUAAUUCUUUAAACCUCAAAGAUAUAUUCUGUUACAAGUAAUAUUAAGUAACUGGAUCAUGACUAAUAUUAUAAUAGAUAUUACUAUAUCUAUAAAUCACCAUCAUUUAUAGAUUAUUUUUAUAACCAAAAUUUUUAUUUUUACUUCAUUUUGUACAAUAAUGUUAUUGUUUUAAGAAGUUGAAUAAAAAAUGAAUGAACAUGUUUAAAGGUUUUUUUACCAAUACAUAGACUGAGGUUAAGGACACUAAUUUAUAAAUGUUAAUAAAUAGCACUUGCUUGACACUUGUUAUAGCACUGACAUUUAAUAAUUCUUACCUCAACUGUUUUAUUAUUAUUAUAGUUGUGUAACAUAACAUGUAUAUUAAUUAAUUAUAAUAAUAAUAUCGAUCUCUAAACUCAAUAGACAAAUCCACCACCUUAAAAGUCUUUCAACUUAUUGUAAUUGCUUUUAAUGUAGUUCACAGCUGUUGUUUUCAUUAUAAUAUAUAAUUAUUAUGUAUAUUAUUUUUUACUUAGUGUAUACUUAAAUUGCUUAAUUAUUAAUUAUAUUUGUGCCAUAGAUAUGUGUGGUUAUUCAUUUUUAAUUAAUUAUUCAGGACACUUCAAUUCCAUUUAAUCGUAUGCAUAUUUUAAGUACAAUUAACAGAUAUAUGUUUAAGUUUGAAAUUUUAUUUUUACUCAUUACAUUUUAUUAUAAAAUGUUCAAUGGUAACAUUUUGUGUAAGUUAUUUUUAAUGUUUAUAAUGACUUAUAACUUAUAAUUACAACCAUUCAAUACAAAUUAUAUAUUCAAAAGUUGUACUAUAUUUACUUAAAAAUUGUUUAAUUUGUUUUCAAUGUGUUGUGAAAAUUGAAACUUUAAAUUUAACAUCUUAUAUUUAUAUAAACAACUUUUAUAAUUCUGUAAUUAAUCAAUGAAGUUUUAAAUUCAUUGUUGUUCUGUGUUUGUGUUCAUAAAUUUAAAUAUUAUAUUCUGUAUCUCUUGGAUGCAAGAUAUAUACAAUUUAUUUAAUGAUAACGAAAAAAAACUCAAAAAUUGUUUGGCUAAAAAAGAAAAUUAUAUUUUUAUAGACAAAAUUUGAUCAAAUAAGCAGUUACUUUAUUUAAAAAAUAUAAGUGCCAUUAUUAAAAAAAAAACUUGAAAUAUAAUCAAUUUGUUUUAAAUGCGGGUCUGCUCAACAAAAUAUGCAUUUGUUUUUAAUUUUCACUAAUUUUGUGCAUUAGUACAAUAAAUUAAGCCAAUUUUUAUUUUUAUUUUUAAGUACAAAAACAGUUUUAUUAGUUGUUUAGAAAAGAAAAUUGUAUUGUAUACUUAUAUACUGUGUUAAAUUAUUUAUAAAUUAUUUUAAGUUGUAAGUAUAAAUAGUCUAUGUUGCAGGUUAGUCCAUUUAAUGUUUAAUAUCUCAUUAACAAAAAAUUACUGAUAAAUUAAUUACACACUUAAAUAUGUAUAUUGUGUCAUACGAUUGACAAGUUGAAAUAAAAUUAAUCCAGUCAAUUUAGUGUUCCACUAUGUAUUCAAACAUUAUAUAUUGUUUUAUUAUAUUGACGAGUGUAAAUACGAAUUUGAUGUAAUUGUUAACAAUUUGUAUAACUCUAUAAUCAUAUUGUUUAUUAAUGUAUCUGUUUAUAAAUAUUAAUUAUGCUAAAAAUUCUGGACGGCACAGAGGUAUAAAAUUCUUUAUUCAAAAUUCACAUAUUUAUUCCUUAUUAAUCUAAUAUUUUUCAUUUUAAAUUGCAUUAUUAGUUAAACAUUGCACCAACCGUCCUCAGAAUUUUUCAGUUUUGAUUAAAAUAUAUGUGUUUACCUUUAUUGCUUGUCAUGUUUAAUGCUUUCAUCAAAAUCUAAAUUAAAAUAUAGAAAUUUGUGUAUAUUUUAGUUCAUAGAACAGUGGGUAAACAUUUUUAAUUAAGGGGACCACCUGUUGUAUGUGACAAUUGAAAUUACCUAAUGUAUUGUGAAAUUGUGUUGUUAAAUAUUAACCCAUGCUAUAUGAUUAGAACUAAAUCAACUUUUUGUUAAAUCUUUUAUUUAUUUUAACGUUAUAUAUUAUUAUAUCGAUGUCUGAUUUUUUUAUUAUUAUUAUUAUUAUUAUUAUUUGUCUUCAUAUAAUGAAAUUGACUGUUUCUAUUAUUAUUAGUUCUUUUUUACGUUACUAGUUAUUAUUUUUAAUUACAAUAUUAAUAUUAUAUAUUUUUAAACAAAACAAAUAUUACUAUAAGUUGUUGUUAGUCGAAAAAAUUUUAUAGUUUUAAUUUAUCGAUUAUUAUAUUGAUAUAAUUAUGAAAUUACUAAUUAAAAGUAAUAUUAUUAUUAUAUAAUGUUGUGUGUAAUUUAUACAACUCAAUUUAUAAGAAAGUCUGUUUUUUACCUCACUAGCGGCAAAAAUUGUUGUUGAUAGACAACAAAAUUUCAGUUGUACCGCUAACAUAUUUUGUUUACUAAGUACCUUAGGACGGAGGGUGAGGGCUUGAUAUGAUUUUGUGGUAUUCUAUUACAAAUCCUUAUUUUACAUCAAUAAAAAUAAUUUUUAUAACUGUG
Molecule: messenger RNA, 8401 nt
Organism: Aphis gossypii (cotton aphid)
Lineage: Eukaryota; Metazoa; Arthropoda; Insecta; Hemiptera; Aphididae
Product: putative transcription factor capicua
Exons: 19
Coding region: 655-5745 (1696 amino acids)
Biological process (GO): regulation of transcription by RNA polymerase II
Cellular component (GO): nucleus
Molecular function (GO): DNA-binding transcription factor activity, RNA polymerase II-specific; RNA polymerase II transcription regulatory region sequence-specific DNA binding
Source: RefSeq, a predicted model, not a curated record